This is a messenger RNA of Arabidopsis thaliana (thale cress), 916 nucleotides long. Its product is annotated as Reticulon family protein. The transcript has 3 exons. The coding region runs from base 1 to 354 and encodes 117 amino acids. The record is from RefSeq and is marked reviewed. Gene Ontology annotation, cellular component: endoplasmic reticulum membrane. NCBI's taxonomy places the organism in Eukaryota, Viridiplantae, Streptophyta, Magnoliopsida, Brassicales, Brassicaceae.
AUGGGGGAAAUGGGAAAGGCGAUAGGAUUGCUGAUAAGCGGGACGCUUGUGUAUCACCAUUGCGCUAAUCGCAACGCGACUCUUCUCUCGCUCAUCUCCGACGUUCUCAUCGUUCUCUUAUCUUCACUCGCCAUUCUCGGCCUUCUUUUUCGUCACCUCAAUGUCUCGGUACCUGUGGAUCCAUUAGAGUGGCAAAUAUCACAAGACACAGCCUGUAACAUUGUGGCGCGCUUAGCUAAUACUGUUGGAGCAGCUGAAUCCGUUCUGCGGGUUGCAGCAACAGGACAUGACAAGAGGCUCUUUGUUAAGGCAAGUGCAUUCUGGUUUCUUCCUUGUUUGCAUUACAAGAGGUAGUUUCUUCGAUCACCCGGUGCGGUGCCUGCAUGAAUAGGAAAUGUGUAUAACAACAUUCAAGCAUUUAUUGAUGAAGACAAAGAUGGUUAAGACCAUUGACUGAAAUUCCACAGAACCUGUCAGUUGUGGUUUUAGCCAAUUACCACUCCGAUGCAAUGCAGUUCUCUGGUUUUAUGCUUGGUGGCAGAAUUCUAAACUGAACUUUUUUUAUCUUCGCCUGUUUCUGUCUCUCAGGUUGUGAUCUGUCUUUACUUCUUGGCAGCUCUAGGACGAAUCAUAUCGGGUGUGACCAUUGCCUAUGCAGGACUAUGUUUGUUCUGUCUCUCCAUGCUUUUUCGGAGUUCAAUUAGAAACUCCGUAUUGAACCGAAGAAACGGAGAGAUUUUGGAUUGAGAAACACCUUCAGAGUUGUAAUACACAAUUUGCCUAAACGUGUUAUAUUCUUUGUCCUCUUUCCACCUUUACAUGUUCAUAGCUUUGGAUAGUUGUAAUAAUGCUUUCAGUUCCUAAAUGUAGAAAUAUUAAUCAUAGUUAAUCUUUUCUAAGGAAAUGAAUAUCUAGC